Molecule: messenger RNA, 1815 nt
Organism: Linum trigynum
Lineage: Eukaryota; Viridiplantae; Streptophyta; Magnoliopsida; Malpighiales; Linaceae
Source: the annotation of a GenBank genome assembly
CGCAACACUCCUUAAUAAAUCACCGCAGCAGAUUUCACCUAACAGAAGAGAGUUAAAUGGGUGGUAUUCUUCACGUACAUACCUCCAUAACAUCUACUUCUCCGCCAAAACAUCAACAUGUAUUCUCAUAUGCAACACAGUGAUCAAUAUUAAUAGCCGCUACCAAGCUGACGAAACUAGGUGGGCGAUUCUGAGUAUUUAAAAGGAGCAUCAGAAAAUCCCCAUCUCCUCAAUUCAUCAACCACAAACCCCAAGAAGCUCAAAAUAGACCCUGCUUCUUUCUGAGCUAACAACAUGGCUUCCAAAACUCCCCUCCUCGCUUUCCUCGUCCUGCUCAUUGUAUCCUGCAGUCAAGUGCUUGCAGGGCGCCCUGUCAAGGAAGACGCGAAGCAGCCCAACUUCUUCCAAUCUGAUAACUUGACUGUUCGGGGGAUCGGAAGAGUGUUGCCUCCAAGGUUCCGCAUUCCUUCUUUCAGGCCGUAUACUGCUCCCCGCAAGUACAUUCCAGGUGCUGAUGACACAUUUGUGCCGAACCCCGGAUUUGAGGUCCCAUUGCCUCAAAGGGGUCCUGCUGCUGCUCGCCCUUGACCUGCCAUUCCUGCAGUUUUUUCUUCUGUUUCUGUUGCUGCAAUAAGAGGAACUGGACCAGUUCCUAGAUGCCCUGAGUUCCAGUUAUUUGUAAUGUUUCUUUAAAUGUUGGUGUGCUUGAGUCUGUCCUGGUUUCUUGAUCGAGACCAGAUGAGUGCCCUGAAUUUCCUAUCUGGUAUGACAAUGAAGCUUUUGUUUUCUUGCCAAUAUGAACUUUAUCUAGAUUCUGCAGCCAUGGAAAACCUUGGUUCCCUAAGCACAAGCUAACUUAUGUGGAUGAAAAAGUAGCAAACUUUCCAUAUCUCUGCAUAUAUGGAAAGACCUUAUUCAAAAGACAAAGACCAUAUUCAAAUGAUAACCACCAUAUGCAAUGUACAGUUUGUAAACCUUGGUUCCCUAGCACCCAUGUUGAUCAUGAUUGAAAUCUCAUAAUCCGCAGACAACGAUAAAAACCAGAACUGGAGAUAAUUCCUUUUCCUCCAAUGAGAUUUGCCAUAGCACUCAGAACUUGGUAAAAGUAAGAGAACCUGUUCGUUUAGUUGAUCGAAAAUUAACAGUAAACCAGUGUAAAAAUACAACAGCAACCACAGUGAAUUUCUCGAAAAUAAUGAAUGUUACAUUCUACAGCUUCGGUAUAACAACUCUCUAAACCAGACCCGAAAGGCAGAGUCUGAAUAUUAUGGCUAAUAACUCCAGAAAGCAAAUCACCGAAAGUCCGAAACUGAUAAAUUAGCGAUAAUGAAAGUGACAGCAGCGAACUGAACUGAAAGCCAAAAUUUUGGUGUUUCAGGCGAGUUAAGAGAGAGAAACGAAUCACCAAGCACCAACAAUCUUGAAGACGAUGAAGGAAAGGAAGCCCAGAAAAAUGCACAGGAACAAGUAAUCAACGAAGACGAAGAAUUGUGUAGACCCAUGAUUCCUAUUCUUCUUCGCCAUCUUCUCUUUGUCGUAGUCCGACUUGGGCUCGUUGUCCAGCGGUUCGAGCUUCGCCAUUGUGGCCGGAGCGGAGCUUUUCGCCAGUUGGUCGGAGAUCUCUGUGAUGGAGAAGAAGGAGGAGGAGGGUUAGCGGGGGAGCAGUUGUUUUGGGGAUCUGAGAUUUCUCUCAACCUUUUCUGUCCCCGUUUGUUGGUUGGAAAUUGGAAUUCCGCGCUAAUUUCUGGUUCUAUUUUAUUUUAAUUUAAGAGGACAGUAGCACUGGAGGAGGACCAAUAAAACAAACCGAAAUCC